AAAGUGCUGGUUCCAAUGUGGGAGUAGGUGGAUGUUGGAUAGAAAAUUAGUUUUUAUUUUUUUUUUUUUUAUAUGAGUUUAAUGUAUGUCAAAUGUUUCAUUGGCUAACUUCCUUUUUUUUUUUCAGAUCUCUUUAUUGUGAUGGCCUUUGCGACAUAUAAAAACGUUUAUUCUGAUCACAUGUUACUGGAGCUUUGAGUAUGACAUCUUGAGCAGCAACAUGAAGGCAAACACAUAUAAAUGCUUCCCAUUUCUUACCAAAAUGUACUAAAGCAUAAAGAGAAAAAUCUAGAAGGUCUCUAUUAUCAUAGAUAUUACUUUUUUUAUAUAAGAUUUUUUCUUUCUUUUGAAAGCAGCUCGUGCAAGUUCCAAUCGAAAUAAAAUUCAUCCUCCAGUGUCACAUGAAAUCUUCCUGCUGCAGCAGAUUUACUUGAAUAAAAACGGCAAGAAAGCCAACUUAAACAUCCCACUUUGUAUUAUUAUGACUUUGGUGCACCUUCAUCAAUUUUCUCUUUUUACUAUCAAAUAUGUGCUUUAAGUUUAUUCUAAAAAUUAAACCACUUUGACAAUUGAAUAAACCUUCUACCAUCACUUUGAUCAGUUAUCUGUCAUGUUAAACAUCCAAACAUAACUGAAAUAACCUAAUUAACUUAAAUGAUAGUGACCAAAACUCCAAACUCAUUGUUGAUUCAGUAUGUUAACAUUUUUCCUCAAAGCAAAAGAUCCAGGGAACAUGAAAGCCACAGGUUGCAGACCCCAGGAACUAUAAUCAAGUGUUGUUAUUAAAAAAAACUUCAAGUGUACUACUUUUUGUUAAUGGAUCACAGAAGCUCUCAAUUUCUAUUUCAAAACAACUUCAACUGCAAGACAAAGUCACCUGGAUUCAUGAGAAUUUCUGUCAACAUAAUGGAGUAGAAGUAAUCUGAAAAAGGAAAGUCAGAACCAAAAAGUAGGUUCAAGGAGAAAAUGAGUGGGAGGUUGAUCCAUAGACCGUAUUUAGAGUUCGUAUUUACAGUAAGUGGGUUGAUGUGGAGGAUGCAGAGGAUAUACGCAAAUUAUUUUAUUGUUUAACUGAAAUCUUUAAAUUGUAGAAACAUUUUGGAUUUCUUCUACAAAACUGCAACGUCAGAAUUUUUUAAAAGUCUUUAUCGCACCCCGAUUGAAAGUUGUCUCAAAAGAUAUUUAACUUCGGAAAAACCAUGAGCUCUGCCGACUCAAACACUUCCGGUCCACAUGUGUGUACGGAAGCCCGGAGAGCAACGACGCAUUAAACAAACGCGCACAGCUGAAAACAGCCCAAAACUGCCUUAAUGAUCCAGCCUUAAUAAGGUUUCCAACCACGAUGGAGCUUUCUUAUCAGUCCAUUAAAAUCGCCCAUCAAACUCGAGAGGCGGAUGAGCUGAAGACUAAGAUGAGGAAGAAGAACCUUUUAGUAUUGAUCCACCAUCAUUUGCUUGGGCAAGGCUUUGCAGCUGCAGCAAUGGCCUUGGACCAGGAGACAAAUGGAGGUCUGAGGAGGUUCGAGGUUUGUGAUAACAUCGAUCUGGAGAUGGUGCUAAUGGAAUUUGAGAGUUAUCACUAUGUCAAGUUCCAGAAAUAUCCCAAACUUAUCAAGAGAUCGUCAGAAACAGGCGAUAGAAAUGUGAAAAGUGGGGGCAAGAGGAUUUCCUGCUCGGCUUUAAAGAGUCUUCCUAGAAUUAUUUCAUCCUCAAACCUUCAGUCAGCCAAGAGGACCACCAGCAAUGAGAAUGGGACCUCAGUGGAUCCGGACUCAUUAGAACUUGGGAUGAGCAUUUCACCCCUUAAAAGUGGACCAGCUGGACGUGGUGACAUAAACAGAAAGUUGACUGAUGGAAAAACUGUGACUCAUGACGCUUCCAGAGGAGCUGAAACAGAGCAAAUGGAGCGGCUCCUCAAACCCCUUAGUGGAUUUUCUGGGUUGAGCGGUGAGAUGAAGGAGCUGGCUGCAAUCAUCAGUGGGGACAUCUAUUUGCACAACCCAAACGUGCGGUGGGAGGACAUCAUUGGUCUGGAAGAUGCCAAGCGAUUAGUCAAAGAGGCCGUCGUUUAUCCCAUUAAGUACCCUCAACUGUUUACAGGGAUUUUAUCUCCAUGGAAAGGUUUACUGCUCUAUGGACCUCCAGGUACAGGUAAGACUCUGCUGGCUAAAGCUGUGGCGACAGAGUGCAGGACAACCUUUUUUAACAUCUCAGCGUCCAGCAUUGUCAGCAAAUGGAGGGGUGACUCCGAGAAACUGGUCAGGGUUCUGUUUGAACUGGCCAGGUACCACGCCCCAUCCACCAUCUUUCUGGAUGAACUAGAGUCAGUGAUGGGCCAGAGAGGCACUAGCUUGGGGGGGGAGCACGAGGGCAGCCGCAGGAUGAAGACAGAACUGCUGGUUCAGAUGGAUGGACUUUCCAGAUCUGAGGACCUGGUGUUUGUGCUCGCUGCUUCCAACCUGCCUUGGGAACUUGACCACGCCAUGUUAAGGAGGUUAGAGAAGAGAAUUCUGGUGGGUCUUCCUUCUUCUCCUGCUCGCCAAGCAAUGAUCUCUCAUUGGCUUCCUCCUCUCAGCUCCACAGGAGGGAUGGAGCUGAGGACGUCUUUAGACUAUAAAAUGCUUGCGGAGACAUGUGUAUUUUUUUGUGAUGCGUCUUCAAGCAAAUGGAGGGAUAUUCUGGCUCUGAUAUCAGGCUGGUGUGUAAAGAGGCAGCCAUGACGCUAGUCCGUACAGUGUUUGACUCUCUGGAGUCUCAUCAGGAAUGCUCUGAUAUUACCGCCAUCCAGCUGGGAGCUUUAACUACAGCGGACUUUGUGGAGGUGAUCGCACACACCAAACCAUCAGCCCGAAGCCUGAUGGACCGCUACACCGCCUUUGAGAGAGAAUACGAGUCGGUCUGAGGCUCAACUUCUUCACCCAUGAAGGAUUUUUUGAAAAAGAAGUGUUUCUGGUAUCAUUUUAAAACAUUUAAGAGACACAAAUUCGCACACAUCAAGAACACAAUUUAUCUGUUUUGCAAAUGUUGCCAUAAAUGGCAUACAUGACAUUUAAGCUGUGAAAGUGUUAAAACACUUCUAAAAUGUUCUUUUAGAAGAAAAGAAAGAAAUGUUUUUUUUAAAUAAAAUAUUGAUUUAAAUAUUAG
Oryzias latipes (Japanese medaka) is the source of this 3143-nucleotide messenger RNA. RefSeq names its product katanin p60 subunit A-like 2 (gene katnal2). The record is from RefSeq and is a predicted model, not a curated record. NCBI's taxonomy places the organism in Eukaryota, Metazoa, Chordata, Actinopteri, Beloniformes, Adrianichthyidae. Gene Ontology annotation, molecular function: protein binding; ATP hydrolysis activity; ATP binding.